AUGGAAGGAGUGUCUUCAGCAUCCAUUGAAGUUCUUCUCCAAAACCUCAUCAACCUUUUUAGUGAAGAGUACUCUUUACUUCGAAGUUUCGAUGAAGAUGCCCAGCAGCUGCAGAGGACAUUGGGGAUGAUUCAAGCCUACUUGAAUGAUGCUGAGAAGAAAUCCAUCACCCAAGAUGCCGUCAAGCUAUGGUUGAGGGAGCUUGAAGCCGUGGCUUUCGAUGCUGAAAAUAUCUUGGAUGAACUCAGCUAUCAUCUUCUCCACAAAAAAGUGAAGAAAAUGAAAUCAUCCAAGGAUAAGGUACUAUCAUGCUUCUCAUCCUUUAAUGGCAUUUUGCGUCGGCAUGAUAUGGCUCACACAAUCAAACAAAUCAAUGCUAAUUUUGAGUCUAUGAACAAAAGAGCAACAGAUCUUGGCAUUCAAAGCAUGGUUGUGAAUGCACCUGCUCCGCUGUUGCUCAUACUUCCGUCGAGACGGAUUCGUUCAGUCUUGAUCCAAUCUUUAUUGGAAGAGAUGAGGAUCUGCCUAAACUAG
Salvia hispanica is the source of this 534-nucleotide messenger RNA. The record is from RefSeq and is a predicted model, not a curated record. Lineage: Eukaryota; Viridiplantae; Streptophyta; Magnoliopsida; Lamiales; Lamiaceae.